GUCAGUUUCUGUAAUGUCACAGUCACAUACUCUCAUCCGGGCGACCAAGAUGUCAUUCAAGCCCACGUGUGGCUGCCCCUUUCUGGCUACAACAACCGAUUCGUCGGAAUUGGAGGCGGAGGCUGGAUAACUGGGGAUAUUGGCGACGACGCUAUGUCGGCUCUCACAUACAAGGGCUACGCGACAGCAGCCAGUGACGGUGGCUAUGCUCAUGACCCCUUCUCGACUGCAGAUGCUUGGCUGAUGCCAAAUCCCGGCAACAUCAACCAGACACUUCUCACCAACUUUGCCAACCGUGCCGUGCACGAAGCCGCUAUAAUCGGCAAGCAUAUUGCUAAGGAUUACUACGAGGAGUCUCCAGCCUUUUCAUACUGGUCUGGAUGCUCCACCGGUGGUCGGCAGGGCAUCACGAGCGCAUUGCUGCAUCCCGAUGAUUUCGAUGGCAUCUUGGCCAGUUGUCCAGGUGUCGAGUUCCCAUCACUGUUGCUGGCCUUGUACUGGCCGCAGUUUGUCAUGAACCAGCUAGGAGCAUACCCCGAUGCUUGCCAAUUUGAGGCUUUGAGGGCUGCUGCCAUCGAGCAAUGCGACAAGUUGGAUGGCGUGAAAGACGGCAUUAUCUCUAGAGAUGAUCUCUGCAAGUUCGACCCAAGCAGUGUUGUUGGGAAGGAAUUCGAGUCCCAGGGAGCCAAGUGCAAGGUAUCAAAGGAAGCUGCCGAAAUUUUGAAGGCCAUGUUUGAAGGACCCAAGGAUGCAGAGGGAAAGAGUCUUUUUGCUGGGUCAACACCAGGCACUGCGGCCGUUGGCAUGAUGGCGCUCGCUAAUACCCUCUGCAAAGAUGGCAAAUGCACCGAUGGAAUUCCAUUUACGAUUGCGACCGACUGGAUCCGGCUACUUGUCAAGAAAGACCCCUCAUUCGACUCCAAGACCCUCUCCCCCGAGCAAUUCACACAGCUCUUCCAUGACAGCCAGCGCGACUACAAUGGCAUGUUUGGAGCCGGCGAUCGAGAUUUCCAGCGGUUCCGUGAGGCCAACAAGAAGAUGAUUACGUGGCACGGAACCAGCGACGAGGCUAUCACCAUUAAUGCCAUGAGGCGAUUCUACGACGGCGUGACUGCGCUAGACAAGAGCCGAGGUGUCGAC
Molecule: messenger RNA, 1140 nt
Organism: Fusarium vanettenii 77-13-4
Lineage: Eukaryota; Fungi; Ascomycota; Sordariomycetes; Hypocreales; Nectriaceae
Exons: 1
Source: RefSeq, a predicted model, not a curated record